AUGGAGUGGAUGAGUGGGGUAACAGAUCCCCAACUUCCCGAACCCUGCGAGCCACGGUCUUUGGGAAGGGGCUCUUCAUUAGAGGAUAGAGAAAUCCCGUUUGAUAGUCCUCGCAAGCGAAAAGGAUCUGAUGCUGCAAUGUCAGACCGCGAUGACGAUUCACUCUUAGAGGCUAAGAGCAAGCAACAAGAAAACCAACCGCUACACCCGGGCCCGCUUACAUUAAGCGGCUUGGGCAGGGCGCCAUUAUAUCCCGAAGACAGCAUCUCGGAGACAGACGUCGCGCAGAUCCCCUCACGUUCUUCUAGUCCUUCAAAAAACUUGACGUCUACGGUUAGUUCGAAACUUCAGAAGAGGGAAUUGCUCGAUCAAAGCUUCCCGAGAUUCGACUUUUUAAGCGCGUCAGGGCGGGGCGGGUUAAGCGCAGAUGAAACCCCAGAAGAUUGGGUGGCUGCCAGUCUCUAG
Messenger RNA from Orbilia oligospora ATCC 24927, 465 nucleotides. RefSeq lists its product as uncharacterized. Lineage: Eukaryota; Fungi; Ascomycota; Orbiliomycetes; Orbiliales; Orbiliaceae. Bases 1 to 465 code for a protein of 154 amino acids. The record is from RefSeq and is a predicted model, not a curated record. The transcript has a single exon.